This is a messenger RNA of Hypoxylon fragiforme, 652 nucleotides long. RefSeq lists its product as uncharacterized. The transcript has 3 exons. Bases 190 to 570 code for a protein of 126 amino acids. Lineage: Eukaryota; Fungi; Ascomycota; Sordariomycetes; Xylariales; Hypoxylaceae. The record is from RefSeq and is a predicted model, not a curated record.
GUACCACAGCUUCAAUAUUUUCCGACUUUUACGCCAUCUCCUCACAGACACCUAGGUUACUAUAUUAUCAAAAUUCUCGGCAUGUAACCCAAACCUUUGAAAAAUAUUUUCGGCGGUAUUACUUCAACUUCAGUUGAGGUAAUACAGACAACCGGUGAAUCUAGGAUAUUAGCCUCAUUCGUAUCAUCUAUGGUAUUCAUACACCCCCCUUUUUUUUCUCAGGGGUCGCGUUGGUAUUGGCUGAUGAGCGUAGUAGCCAAUGUGGUGGAACCUAGUACGGCAUGCUCAGCCGCCUUGGACUUCACUUCUUGGCUCACAGUUGUUAAGGAUUGUCGGCGAAAUCUUUAUAAUAUGUUUAUGAUGCUUACGCAAUUUUUUUUUACUAAUUUCAAUGUUUGCUAUAAGAUCGAUCAUAGCUUCUAUGCACAAGAGUCUGCGAGGGGGCGUUUGCGUAUUUACCUAUAUAAUGUUUCCAGGGAUGAAAAGUUUACGUACCUAGCACUCCUCCUUAGAUCUAACCCUGCCUUACCCCGGUUCGAUGAACUUAUCAGAUCGUUUAACCAAUUGUGAUUGGCUGAUAAGAUUUUAAACUUUAGUACCGACAUUGCUUGUUUUGUGCCAAGAAAAAGAAAUACAUAUUAGUAUCCGUAUC